AUGACGUCACCCGAAGGAAGACGCUACACAAAGAAUCUUUCGAGAACUAUCACUAACAGAAUUAAGCACAGACUAACCGGUAGCGAUUUCAAUACGGGCAAAGUGGAUGUACAGAAACAAGUUGAUCGCCUUGUUGAGCAUGCAACACUUCAUGAGAAUCUUUGCCAAUGUUAUAUAGGAUGGUGCCCAUUUUGGUAG
This is a messenger RNA of Cooperia oncophora, 198 nucleotides long. NCBI's taxonomy places the organism in Eukaryota, Metazoa, Nematoda, Chromadorea, Rhabditida, Trichostrongylidae. The record is from the annotation of a GenBank genome assembly.